This is a messenger RNA of Salmo salar (Atlantic salmon), 4080 nucleotides long. NCBI's taxonomy places the organism in Eukaryota, Metazoa, Chordata, Actinopteri, Salmoniformes, Salmonidae. The record is from RefSeq and is a predicted model, not a curated record.
UGGUUAAAGUUGCUAGCUAGCUGGCUAAUUAACUGGACUAACGUUAGCUGGCAAACUAAACGCGCUAACUAUUACCGCUAGCUAACUAACUACAAGCUAGUUUGGGGAAUAUGUUUCUACCUUCUUUGUAUGUUAGCUAGCUAACUAUAAACCCGUGGAUUAGCAACUAGCUAAUUUAGCUAACACCAUCAUGUUCUAGAAGACUGCGUCAUAACCAUAGCUGAUAUUUGAAAGACUGGUAUUUCUAUUCUAAAAUCGUUAGCUAGCUAGCUAUAGUAACAAUUAUCUGGCUGCUUUAUUUUUAAUUGAUACAAUCAAAUAGAUUUUAGUAUAGUUAGGUUAGCAAGCUACUAGAGUAACACCAGCGCAAAUAUGGAAAACAUCGGUUCAUGAUGUGAUCCAUACCCGAUAUACAUUUAAUUCGGCGUUGUUACCAACGCUACUUUAAUUUGCCCAUCAAAAGAACCUUGGAUAAUUUUUGAACUAACAGCUUUUGCGUCGACAGUCUUGCUUGCUUAGUUGCAGCAUAUCAACUCAGACAUCAAGUGAAGUCAAAGGGCCAGCCUCUGUAAUCUGAGCAGAAUGAGACAGAGCCCAAGAAGGCCCCUGAUCCUUAGGAGGAGGAAGCUUCCUUUUCAGCUAAAUGAACCAGCAAUUGAUGAGCCUGAUGGACUACGACACAAGGGAGCAUCCACAUCCAAACCCUCAGGUGGCCAGUGUUUUCCUGAUGGCAUCCGUAUCAUGGACCAUCCCACUAUGCCUGGCACACAAGUGGUUGUCAUCCCCAAAACUGCAGACCUUCAGAGUGUAAUUGGGGCCCUCACUGCCAAGGGGAAGGAGUGUGGCUCUCAAGGACCAAACAAAUUCAUCCUUCUAAGUGGUGGUGGCUGUAUCGAGGAUGUUGCAGAUUCUUCCUGUCAACCUAGCUAUAUGAGCGGUCGCAGUUCUGGUAGGAGUAGCAUUGCCCUUGUCACACAGCCAGAGAAGGCAACAACAAUGGACUGCCUAAAGGAUACUAAGACUUUGACUACAAUUAAACCAUUGAAUAGGGACCUUGAUUGCAGUCCUCUAGAUGACAGCCUUACUAACAUCCAGUGGCUUGGGAGGAUGAAUACAGACGGUCUUGAACCAGAUCCUGCUAAGAAAGCUGCCAACAAAGAGAAUCAUGACGCUUGCCAACAGAUUCUCCAGUCACAAAGUGAGCGAAUGGAAGCACACAGGGUUGUCAAAGACCCCUUGACAGAGAGACCACCCUACUCGUACAUGGCAAUGAUUCAGUUUGCAAUCAACAGUAAGAAGAGCAGGAGGAUGACAUUGAAAGAGAUCUACACUUGGAUUGAGGAUCACUUUCCAUAUUUCAGAAAGGUGGCCAAGCCAGGCUGGAAGAAUUCCAUCCGCCACAAUCUCUCCCUGCAUGACAUGUUCAUCCGUGAGACAACACAAGAUGGCAAGAUCUCCUACUGGACCAUCCGCCCAGAGGCCAAUCGCUGCCUUACUCUUGACCAGGUUUACAAGACUGAGUCUGAUCCAACUUCCAUCUCGUCUCGGACCAUGCAGGUCUGUGACCAACAUCAACAAAAGAGAAUUGCUCCUGAAAUCAAGAAAACAUCUGCCGGUGUCCCUGAGAGGAAGAUGAAGCCCCUUCUUCCUCGUGCAGACUCCUACCUGGUCCCCAUCCAGCUGCCUUUCACCCAGUCACUCUUCCUGUCCUCGUCCACACGGCUCCCCCUCUCUGCCCCCCAGCAGAAAUCUAGCUCCUCAGGAGGGGGCAAGAGGGUCCGUAUAGCUCCCAAGGUUACGUACAGUGAUGCCUCCACAGUGAUGCUGUAUGCUCCUCCAAUUGAGGAGAUGAAGGAGGAGCAGGUCUGUGUGCCCCUGACCUCCGUUACCCCUAGGGCCGUUCUGACCAACACUAGAAAGGAAGUCAGCAGUUCCCGUCGCAAGCAGCGCCUCGUCCUGCCUUCCAACGAGGAGCCCGUGCUCCUCUUGCCCGACAGCACCUUCUUCGACUCGGGCCUGGCCUCCGACGGCUCCGCCUUACAGGACGCUGAGCUCGACCCCCGGCCGGAGCCUGACAGCCCCUGCAGGGAGUUCUCUUUCAAGACCCCCAUCAAGAGCAGUCACCCAGCCUCCUCCACACCCAGCAAGCCACCCACUGUGCUGUUAGAGCCCUGGAGGGUGACCCCGCUGGGCAAGGAGAGAGGCGGCAUGCUGGACUUCAGCCCCAUCCGCACCCCCGGCCCCAGCUUCACCCCGCACCGCCAUGACCACACCCCCUUCAGCUUUAGUAGCACUCCCUUUAAGGACCUGCCCUUGUUCAACUCCCCUCGCGAGCUGCUCACCUCUGCACGCUCCACAUCCGCGGCUGGCCCCACCGGCACCUGCUCCCCAGGGCCAGAGCGUCUGCAGGGCUGCUCCAGAGAGCUCCAGAUCGGGGGUCCCUCCACAGCCAACCGCUCCCAUACGGAGGGCUUGGUCCUGGACACCAUGAACGACAGCCUGAGCAAGAUCUUGGUGGACAUCAGCUUCUCUGGCCUGGAGGAUGAUGAUCUGGGUAUGGGGAACAUCAGCUGGUCUCAGCUCAUCCCUGAACUCAAGUAGCCACUGCCGAGCAGAGAGCGCAACCCUUUCAAAGUUCUUUGCUAGAUGAGGAUGCCAUAGUGUCAUCAUUACCCAAGCUGCUCACAUUGUCUUCCAAUCUGUAAAUGUGGGAGUUUUCUUUCUAACUUAGAUUUUUCCUUUGUCAUUGGUUGCGUUUGUCACUACUAACCAGUCUUUUUCCUCUCCUUUUUUCUCUUGCUUGGUUGUUUCAUGCCACAAGCUUAAGUGACCAUAUUUUGAUUACAAUUCACUGUCUCCCACGAUAGUUUUGAAGGAACUUCUAGAGAACCGAAAAGUAUGCCUGAGUUGUAUGUUGAUGUAUGUAGCCUAUGUAGAAUAUGUAUGUUUAAUUUGCACAUUUUGUAAUAAGUUUUUCUCUUUAAAAUGUACAUUUAUACAUAGAUAAAUCAUCAAACUAUCCAGUGAGACCGACACUACCAUGCUAGAAUAUAAGAUGUGGUGCCUCCUCUGAAAGUGAGCAAGUCUCCAUUUGAUUGGACCUCUGAAAGGACGUAACAUGAUGUGCAGAUGAUCAAUCACCAAUGAGAGAAAGUAAUAAACAAUGACUGUCUACACCCAAAGGAGAUGCCAUUUUUGAUGAACCAAGUCAACACUUAUUCUAGUGCACUUUUGUAACUUAUUCUAGGUAUGACACAAUGUCCAAUCUGCUUUGUGAACUUUUAAAGAGUGGUAGUAGUUUCUCACUCACUAUGUAAAAGCAUAAGUAGUAUGGUGAUGUCUUCUAUUCUUGUCUUACUCCAUCUGUAGAAGGGAAAUAUAUUUGAAUUUAAAAAAUGUAUGUUUGAAUUGUCAUUGGAAGUUUUUUGGCUAGAAGAUUAAACAUUUAAUGCAUGAGUUUAUGGUUUUAUUUUGAUCAAAGGGUCAUAGUUGUUACUUUAUGGGAAAGGAAGACUGCAUCAUUUGCAUAUGACCAAUUCUGAACGAUGUAUGGCUUUUUAUAGUUAUUCUCGGUUCGUUUGUUAGCUGUGCUUGUGGUGGACACAGUCAGGUUAAAGUUUGAGGAGCAUCCUGUUUGCUAGUGUUUAAUAUCAUGGCAUGGGAUUGCUGGUAAUUUAUUUGGCUUCAUAUUUUUACAGUAUUGGUGUCUUGGAAACUAGUUAAUGUUUAAAGUGCCUUUUUUCUUUUUGGGUGGGUGGGCUGACUACAGUGAAACCCGGUGACUUUGCUGCUCCUUUUCACAUUGGUUGGGUUUAGAUGUCUUAACUUGAACUAGAUUCACACAGUCCUGGGUUUCUUGUCCCAUAUUGUAAUUGAAGGUAUGAUAAACUGGAAGGGGCAUGAACACCACAUAAUAUGCAAGAACCUUUACAUUCUGGCUCAGUAUUUAUUACAUGACUGGUACAACAGACCCCAGAACAAGGUUUGGGAAAAAUUGACAUGGGUAACUUUUGGGAUGUUUAAGAAAAGCAUGUCUGUUUUAUGAAUCCUAUGUAAAUGGAAUAAAUGAAUACGUCACAA